Scomber scombrus (Atlantic mackerel) is the source of this 1337-nucleotide messenger RNA. RefSeq names its product uridylate-specific endoribonuclease C-like. NCBI's taxonomy places the organism in Eukaryota, Metazoa, Chordata, Actinopteri, Scombriformes, Scombridae. The record is from RefSeq and is a predicted model, not a curated record. Gene Ontology annotation, molecular function: RNA endonuclease activity. The transcript is spliced from 7 exons. The coding region runs from base 64 to 936 and encodes 290 amino acids.
UAAAACGGUAGUUUUCUGAGAGGAUGUGACAAGUUAGAGUAACUUUAUCCACUCAACGAAGACAUGGCAAGAAGUCAAAGCGCUAACCAGGAGCUCACCGAGGUGCUAAACCAACUCUGGCACUUAGAUACCAACCGUCUGAAGCCGGGGACGGAUUACAUCAUUUCCCUCCAGGGUCGGGCAGGUUAUGUGGCUCAGGGCAGUAACUACGCCAGAGACAAGGCCCGCGCUCCACUCUUCACAUACGUCAACGAGGACAAACUGAAGACUGUCAAGACGUUUGCCCAUUUCAUCAACUUGCUGGACAACUACGAGACGUCCACCGGCGUAUCGGAGACGGUUACAUCAGAGGAGCUCCAAGAGAACAGGGUCUUCAUCGACGCCAUGGUAGAGACGGAUCUCAUGAAGUCUGCUCACAAGUAUCUGGUCAAGAAGGGGCAGUCGCCAUCAGACACAACGCAGUUCAAGAGGCAGCUGUAUGACAUCUGGUUUCGCCUUUACCACAGAGACAGGAGCGGAGGUGAGGAUUCCUGCGGAUUUGAACACGUGUUUGUCGGAGAAACCAAAUAUGGCCGGGAGGUGAUGGGUCUUCAUAACUGGAUCCAGUUCUACCUGCAGGAGAAGCACAACCAUAUUGACUACAAAGGCUACAAAGCCAGAGACAACAAAGACUCUCCUGAUGAAGACGAUCAUGUCCUGAACCUGCAGUUCAGCUGGAAGGGUUUGGUGAAACCGAUCGGCGGCUCCUUCAUCGGAGUUAGUCCCGAGUUCGAGGUCGCUCUCUUCACCAUCAUCUUCCUCAUGUCGACUGAGAAGAUGACCUCUGUGGUGGUGAAAAUCGACGAGUACGUCCUGGAGCUGGUCGUCUAUCGGCACGGGCAAUCCAUCGGCACGUCCUACCCCAAACUGCUCAGCAGCAACAACAGGGAUCUGUAAUAUCACAUCAUCGCAGCUCUCAGCUAGAUAUCGUCGCUGUCGGGCAGAAACUUCGUAUCUCCAUAUUUUGUCAUUUUUAUACUAUUGAUACUAUAAUAUACUAUACUAUAUACUUUUAUACCCGUCUGUGGGACCUUGUCAUUAAAUCUUGUAACUCCAUUGGAUCCAUUGAUUUUUAAAAUGUUCUUAAAACAGUUGUGGACAUACAAGGUUUGCGCCUGUAUGUAUAAUAUGUUUUUGUUUACUUCAUUUCUACGCAGUAUAACCCUAAAAACAAUCUGGAUCAGGUUGUCUUUGCACUAAACAUCAGGCUUAAACUGUCUAUAACGAGCCUAAACCUUCUGAUUCAGGUUGUCUUUAUAGAAGAAAUAUAAAUGGUUGUUAAUCACAUUUCUGUCAUA